AUGGUUCAGUGUCAUCCACCGUUGGAGCUAGAGGAAUUACCAAAAGAAGACGAAGAAAGAUUAGAAACACUUUUUUCUAAAUUAGACACCGAUGGAAAUGGGAAGAUUGACAUCCAUGACCUGUCCGUGGCGCUCAAGGAGUUGGCUCCGCACAUUAACCGGAAUGCGAAAAGAAUAUUUUCAGGAAAUUCUGCAAUUGCAGACACCGGUGCGAAUCUCUUAACAUAUCUUAAGGUGCAACACGAACUAGCUAAGGCUAGAAAUUCCUGGCGAAGUCUGGUUGGAAGGGUGGUUGACGUGACGCUGUCUGAGUUCAUCCACUACGUGCGCGAGCACGAGAAGAAUCUUAAACUCCAAUUCUCUCAUAUUGACAAGAAUAAAGAUGGAAAAGUUGAUCUGGAGGAGCUUAUUUCAGCUUUCGCCGACCUUGGUAUCGCAAUAGGCAGAACGAAGCCACUAAUUUAUUAA
Molecule: messenger RNA, 468 nt
Organism: Arctia plantaginis
Lineage: Eukaryota; Metazoa; Arthropoda; Insecta; Lepidoptera; Erebidae
Source: the annotation of a GenBank genome assembly